Molecule: messenger RNA, 261 nt
Organism: Didymodactylos carnosus
Lineage: Eukaryota; Metazoa; Rotifera; Eurotatoria; Philodinida; Philodinidae
Source: the annotation of a GenBank genome assembly
AUGACGAGGCUUUGCUGCCAUAGGUAUCUAUUGUGUAUAGACGAUUGGAAAACGGUGUUUAAUGCGAAUGAUGGUUUAGAAUGCAGAAAUAGUAAUGAAUUGAUGGUGAUAAAAAAUAAAAAAGAAGAUCCAUCUGGAAAGCCGACACAAUCAGCUCAUCCAGCAAAAUUUUCUCCUGAUGAUCAAUAUUCUCGCCAAAGAUUAAUAUUGAAAAAGCGUUUUGGUCUGUUGUUAACACAAACACCAUUGACAAAAUGUUAA